This is a messenger RNA of Misgurnus anguillicaudatus (oriental weatherfish), 4343 nucleotides long. The record is from RefSeq and is a predicted model, not a curated record. Lineage: Eukaryota; Metazoa; Chordata; Actinopteri; Cypriniformes; Cobitidae.
CCACCACCAGCAGCAUCAUCAGCAGUGGCAGCGAGUGAACAGGUGAACAUGUGAGUUUGUGUCACUGAUCUGUGAACAGUCUAAAUUCACCUGUGGAGGACUGCGAUACAGUUUUAUCUGUGGUUUUAAGUGGCGAAGAUGUGGAGUACUGGAUACUUUUGACCGUUUCUGAAGUCGUCUUGUUCGUCGGUCUGAUUUUCAGCAAGACUCGAGACUGCGUCUUGAUUUUAAGAUGGCUUUUGCACAGUUCAGCAAGAUCCUGCGACUUCCAACUCUUGAUAAGAAGAAGAGAGUGAAGCAGUAUGAGCACGUGCAUCGUGACAUUAAUCCAUACGACCUGUGGGAGAUUAUCGGUGAACUGGGCGAUGGCGCUUUCGGGAAAGUUUAUAAGGCUCAGAAUAAAGAAACGGGCGUGCUGGCUGCGGCUAAAGUGAUCGAAACCAAAAGUGAAGAGGAGCUGGAGGAUUACAUGGUGGAGAUUGAAAUCUUAGCAUCCUGUAACCAUCCGUACAUUGUCAAACUGAUGGAUGCCUUCUUUUAUGACAACAAACUAUUGAUCAUGAUUGAGUUUUGUCCUGGAGGUGCCGUUGAUGCCACUAUGUUAGAGUUGGACCGAGCUCUUGAAGAACCUCAGAUCCAGGUGAUCUGUAAACAGAUGUUGGAGGCUCUUCAGUAUCUUCACAGCAUGAAGAUCAUUCACAGAGAUCUGAAGGCUGGAAACAUUCUCCUCACACUGGACGGAGACAUUAAACUAGCUGAUUUUGGGGUUUCUGCAAAAAAUACCAAAACUCUUCAAAGGCGAGACUCUUUCAUUGGGACUCCGUAUUGGAUGGCUCCUGAGGUGGUGAUGUGUGAGACCAUGAAGGACGCACCAUACGACUAUAAAGCCGACAUCUGGUCUUUGGGUAUCACACUGAUCGAGUUGGCUCAGAUCGAGCCGCCCCAUCAUGAGUUAAACCCCAUGAGAGUUCUUCUAAAAAUUGCCAAAUCUGAGCCGCCCACCCUGGAGAAGCCCGCCAAAUGGUCAAUGGAAUUUAAGGAUUUCCUUAGAAAAGCUUUGGACAAAAAUCCUGAGACGAGGCCAACAGCUGCUCACCUUCUUGAACAUCCCUUUGUGAGUUCAGUGAAGACCAAUCGUCCUCUGAGAGAGCUGGUAGCUGAAGCUAAAGCUGAAGUGAUGGAGGAGAUUGAAGACAAUAAUGAAGACGGAGAUGAUGAAGUUGAUCUCUCAUCUGCCCCAGGCAAAGAUCCAUCUGAAACCAGUUUAGAAGGGGAUCAUUCACCUGACACAGCCCUCACCGAAACUGCUAUAGAAGAUGAGGACGAGCCCAAGACCGCCGUGUCCACAAAAACCAGCAGGAAAGAGCAAGAGGACAAUCUGAGCGAUAAGUUUCCUGAGGACGAUCAUGAUAAACCCGAGAGUGAGGCGUCAGGCAAGACCUCCUGCUCCGACUCCGGCAUUGAAGAUGGAAAAAUCACACCCACCUCUGAGGAGGAGGCCAAGAGCUCUGAGCCGGAGCUUCAUUUACCUCUGAAGACAGAAGACCGUUCCUCGGAAACCACAGAGCAGCCGCUGGUGUCGUCGUUGAAAGCCGGAAAACCGGAGAUAAAACCCGAGAGAGAGGGAACCUCACGCUCUCCACGACACAGUGUGCUGAACCGUUCCGAAUCCCAGGAGCCCAGGAACAGUGUGUCCGCAGUGAGCAACAAGUCAUCAUUUGCAGAGGAUGUGGAGAGUUUGGUUCUGAGCCUGUCUGGAGACAUGUCGGUCAACAAGAGCAACCUUUUGGUAUGGGACUCCAAGAAGACACUCAAACGUACCCGUAAGUUCUUGUUUGAUGGUGUUGAGGUGAGCGUAACCACAUCCAAAAUCAUCGGUGAUGAUGAGAAGAAGGAUGAGGAGAUGAGGUUUCUCAGGCGCCAGGAGCUGCGUGAGCUGCGUCUGCUUCAGAAGGAACAACAGCGUUCUCAAGCUCUGCUUAACUUUAAACUGAAGGAACAGAGAGAUCAGAUGCAGCGCAGAUUCGAUCAGGAGAUGAAUGCCAAGAAGAAGUAUUAUGAUACAGAGCUGGAGUCCCUGGAGAAACAACAGAAACAAACCAUUGAGAGGAUGGAGAUGGAUCACACCAUACGAGUACGUGAUGAAGGCAAACGCAUUCGACUCGAACAGGAACGAGCUCACGCCAAAUUCCAGGAUCAGAUGAAACAUAAGAAGAAAGAGGUCAAACAAGAGAUCGAGAAACUGCCCAGGAGUCAGAGAAAAGACAGCAAGAAGAUCAAAAUGAACAACUAUCAACAGAUGAAAGAAACUGAGGAAGAGAAAUUCCUCUCGGAUCAGCGGGACUAUCUGGACUCGACUCUUAAGAGGAUCAUUGCUGAAAAUAAGCAGGAGAUCUUACAGACCGAACGCUCGUGUCUCAAUAAGAAACAGAAUCUGAUAAGAGAACGAGAAGGAACCAUCUGGGAUCUUGAAGAGAAGAACCUUCAUGAGCGACACCAACUUCUCAAACAACAACUGAAAGAUCAAUACUUCUUACAGAGACAUCAACUCCUAAAGAAACAUGAGAAGGAGCAGGAACAGAUGCACUGCUAUAACCAGCGUAUGAUUGAGAUUCUGAAGGCCAGACAGCAGCAGGAGAAGAACCGAAUGCCCAAGAUCCAGCGCAGUGAAGCCAAAACACGCAUGGCCAUGUUCAAGAAGAGCCUGAGGAUCAACUCCAGUGGAAGUUCAGCUGAGGACCGUGAGAAGAUCAAGCAGUUCUCCAGACAGGAGGAGAAGCGGCAGAAGGCGGAGCGACUUCACCAGCAGCAGAAGCACGAGAAUCAGAUGAGGGAGAUGAUUGGCCAGUGUGAAGGAAACCUCAGAGAACUGCAGCAGCUGCAGAAUGAGAAGUGUCACCUGCUGAUCGAGAACGAGACGCAGCGUCUGAAGUCUCUGGAUGAGCAGCACAACCAGCAGCUAAAGGACUGGAGAGAACAACUCAAGCCCAGAAAGAUGGUUUUGGAGGAUGAACUGAACCAGAGGAAAAAAGAUCAGGAGCAUUUCUUUAGGAUAAGUGAGGAUUCAGAGUUUCAGAACGUCGGCUCACCCACCAAACACACCAAGUUUCUUCCAUAUUCGGAUUCCUCCAACACAUGAGCUACUGGAGAAACCGCCCACUCUCUGAGAUACCAAAGUGUUUGAUUUCUGUUCAAGAGAGUCAAAUUUGAAUCCCACAGUCUGUGAAUGUCCAGGAAUCAGUGUAAGCACUUUUAAGCACAAGUUAACAGAAUUACCAAACAAAAGCUGACAGCAGUUUAAAGAUCCUGUGCUCCAAAAAAUAAGUAAUAUAAAGCAAGUACUUACAAAUCUAUUUUAUUAUGUUUAUAUAUAUUGACUAGCUAGACUAACACAGCCCAAUUUAACCUAAAAAUCCCAUUCUGAAACGCAUACUGUAUGUGGUUACAUAAUCCUUCAUUUCUGUUUGGUAAAUAUUCAAAAUUGUAAUAUUUAGCUCAUUGUAAAGUGCUACAGGUGUAGUAAAAGUAAUGAGCUGUUGUGUAACUCGAUACUGGACAGAAAAUCCCAAAGCUACUGUUCUUCACAUUUAUCUUUUAGUCGGAUGUGUUUUGCCAAAGCUAUUUUACAAACAAUAUUGGUAUAUAUUUUUACGUCAUCGUUUUAUAUGUAAGUUGCAAAAUGAAGUAUAUCACUUUACUUUUCUAAGACGUUAUAUCGCCAGUGUCAGCAUUGUAGAAACGCUGAAAUAAAGGAUUUUAUAUUUUUACUGCUAUGUUUUCUCUAUGCUAAACUGAACUACAGCAGUGUUGGUUUUAAGUUAUUUUACAUUUAGUUUUCAUCAGAGUUUGUCAUUUUAGACGGCAACUAAACUUGCCACUUUUAUUUGCAAUGUUCACCAAAAUGUGAGUUUUACCGCAAAAACUGUGGUGCAUUUACUGUAAAGACAGCACACUGGAUGAGAUGGUAAAGUCAUCUGUACACGCCAAAGACUCUCCGAGCGAACCGAGACGUUUGUCAAAUGAGCAUGUUUUCUUAUUUUGUUCUUGAUUAUUUUGUAUGUUGGUGUUCAAAGCACUGUCACCUAACCAGAGUGCAAUAUGUUGUGUUUCUUCUUGAAAUGUGUUCAGAUUUUACCUAUGUGUUAUUUUAUAAACGUUAUCUUCACACACAAAGCAUGUCUGAGUUGGGUACGAGAAGAAGACCAGUUUUUUCAUCUAUAGACAUUUUGUUUUCACUUCAGUUUCUUGUUAGUUUGUGUAACCAAAGGUUUGCGUGGAUGUUUGUCUGUGUUCAGAAACAGUUGUCUUACAAGAGUAUAUCUAAUAAAUGAGAUGUUUAUUAA